UGACUUCACUUCAUUGCUUCUGGGGAUCCAAGAAGGGGGAAAAAUGAAGAUUCUGCUGCUGGGUAUUUUUUUGUUUUUAUAUAGUAGCACAGUCUGGGCAAAAGAUAAGCACUAUUACAUUGGAAUUAUUGAAACAACUUGGAACUAUGCCUCUGGAAAUGGGGGAAAGAAACUUAUUUCAGUUGACAUGGAAGAUUCCAAUGUCUAUCUUCAAAGUGGCCCCGACAGAAUUGGGCGAAUAUACAAGAAGGCCAUUUAUCUUCAAUACACAGAUGAAACCUUUAGUAAGACGAUAGAAAAACCUGCGUGGCUGGGGUUUUUAGGCCCUAUAAUCAAAGCAGAAACUGGCGAUACCAUUUAUGUCCACUUAAAAAACUUUGCCUCUAGGCCCUACACUUUUCAUUCACAUGGCAUAACUUAUUUUAAGGAACAUGAGGGGGCCAUCUACCCUGAUAACACCACGGAUUUUCACAAAGCAGAUGACAAAGUAAAUCCAGGUGAGCAGUAUAAAUACGUGCUGUAUGCUACUCAAGAACAAAGUCCUGCUGAGGAAGAUGGCAAUUGUGUGACCAGAAUUUACCACUCUCACAUUGAUGCUCCAAGAGAUAUUGCCUCAGGACUCAUCGGACCUUUAAUAUUCUGUAAAAAAGAUUCUUUGGAUAAUGAAAAAGAAAAAAAUAUUGACCAAGAAUUUGUAGUGAUGUUUUCUGUGGUGGAUGAAAAUCUCAGCUGGUACCUAGACGACAACAUUCAAACCUACUGCUCCGAACCAGAGAAAGUUGACGCAGACAACGAAGACUUCCAGGAGAGUAACAGAAUGCAUUCUGUGAAUGGAUAUGCUUUUGGAAGUCUCCCAGGACUGUCCAUGUGUGCAGAGGACAGAGUGAAAUGGUAUCUUUUUGGCAUGGGUAAUGAAAUUGAUGUGCAUGCAGCUUUCUUCCACGGCCAAACAUUGACUUACAAGAACUACCGUGUGGAUACAAUCAAUCUCUUUCCUGCUACCCUUUCUGAGGCUUUCAUGGUGGCCCAGAACCCUGGAGAAUGGAUUCUUAGCUGUCAGAAUCUAAACCAUCUGAAAGCUGGUUUGCAGGCCUUUUUCCUGGUACAAGACUGUAAGAAGCCUUCUUCAGAGGACAAUAGCCAUAGGAAACACAUUAGACACUACUACAUUGCUGCUGAGGAAAUCAUCUGGAAUUAUGCACCCUCUGGCAUAGACACCUUCACCAAAGAAAACUUAACAUCACCUGGAAGUGCUUCAGAGGUAUUUUUUGAACAAGGUCCUACGAGAAUUGGAGGCUCUUAUAAAAAACUGGUUUAUCGUGAGUACACAGAUGCCUCCUUCACAAAUCAAAAGGAAAGAGGUCCUGAAGAGGAACAUCUUGGCAUCUUGGGUCCUGUCAUCUGGGCAGAGGUGGGAGACACCAUCCAAAUAACCUUCCGUAAUAAAGGAGCAUAUCCCCUCAGCAUUGAGCCAGUUGGAAUAAGAGUCAGUAAGAGCAACGAGGGCACAUUCUAUGCCUCUCAUUACAACCCUGAAAGUAGAAGUGUGCCUCAUCCUUCAGCCUCCUAUGUGCCACCCAAAGAAACAUUCACUUAUGAAUGGUCUGUCCCAAAAGAAGUGGGACCCACUUAUAAGGACCCUGUCUGUCUAUCUAAGAUGUAUUAUUCUGCUGUGGAUCCCACCAAAGAUAUAUUCACUGGGCUUAUUGGGCCAUUGAAAAUAUGCAAGAAAGGAAGUUUACAUGCAAAUGGGAGACAGAAAGAUGUAGACAAGGAGUUCUAUUUGUUUCCUGCAGUGUUUGAUGAGAAUGAGAGUUUACUUUUGGAUGAUAACAUUAAAAUGUUUACAACUGCACCAGAUCAGGUGAAUAAGGAACAUGAAGACUUUCAGGAAUCUAAUAAGAUGCACUCCAUUAAUGGAUUUAUGUACGGGAAUCAGCCUGGUCUCAAUAUGUGCAAGGGAGAUUUGGUCACAUGGUACUUAUUCAGUGCUGGAAAUGAAGCUGAUAUACAUGGGAUUUACUUUACGGGAAACACGUAUCUGUCAAGAAAAGAAAGGAGGGACACAGCAAACCUCUUCCCUCAAACAAGUCUCACACUCACCAUGCAGCCUGAUACUGAUGGGACUUUUAAUGUUGAGUGCCUCACAACUGAUCACUACACGGGUGGCAUGAAGCAAAAGUACACCGUGAACCGGUGCAGGCGGCUGCCUGAGAAUCCAAACUUAUACCUGGGAGAGAGGACCUACUACAUUGCUGCUGUGGAGGUGGAAUGGGAUUACUCCCCAAGUAGGGAAUGGGAGAAGGAGCUGCAUCGUCUACAAGAGCUAAAUGUUUCAAAUAAUGCAUUCUUAGAUAAGCAAGAAUUUUACAUAGGCUCAAAGUACAAGAAAGCUGUGUAUCGGCAAUACACAGACAGCACGUUCCAAGUUCCGGUGGAGAGAAAACCUGAGGAAGAACACCUGGGAAUCCUAGGUCCACAACUUCAUGCGGAUGUUGGAGAUAAAGUUAAUAUUAUCUUCAAAAACAUGGCCACAAGGCCCUACUCAAUACAUGCCCAUGGGGUGAAAACAGAGAGUUCUACAGUUACUCCAACUGUACCAGGUGAAACUCGAACUUACACAUGGAAAAUCCCAGAAAGAUCGGGAGCUGGGGGAGAAGAUUCUCCUUGCAUUCCAUGGGCCUACUAUUCAACUGUGGAUCAAGUUAAGGAUCUCUACAGUGGAUUAAUUGGCCCACUGAUUGUCUGUCGGAAGCACUACCUGAAAGUAUACAAUCCCAUAAAGAAACUGGAAUUUUCCCUUCUGUUUUUAGUAUUUGAUGAGAAUGAAUCUUGGUACUUAGAUGACAACAUCAAAACAUACUCUGAUCACCCUGAGAAAGUAAAAAAAGAUGAUGAUGAAUUCAUAGAAAGCAAUAAAAUGCAUGCUAUUAAUGGAAGAAUGUUUGGGAACCUGCAAGGCCUCACCAUGCAUGUGGGAGAUGAAGUCAACUGGUACCUGAUGGGAAUGGGCAAUGAAAUAGACUUGCACUCGGUGCAUUUCCAUGGCCACAGCUUCCAAUACAAGCACAGGGGCAUUUAUAGUUCUGAUGUCUUUGACGUUUUCCCUGGGACAUACCAAACUGUAGAAAUGUUUCCAGCAACAUCUGGAACCUGGUUACUCCACUGCCAUGUAACUGACCACAUCCAUGCUGGAAUGGAAACUACUUACACCGUUCUGCCAAGUAAAGCUUCUCAAGCUCACAGGACGAUAUGGCACGUGAACUACCUAUUUACAGUCAGCAUGAUUAUUUUAUUCCAAAUGUCCACCAAGGAAUGGCUGAAAGAAUAAGAUCCUUUGAUGUUCUCAACGGUACGGUGUCUGGGGGCUGCCUCUUUGAUAAUCUCCAGAUGUACUGUGAUGUGAGUUUGAAAAAGAGUUCCUGCAGCAGCACAUCUGGGAGACAUGCUACCAGCUGUGCUUCCCAAAAGUCCACUAAGAGCUGAGGAAUGGUAUCUCCAUCUUUACCACAAAGCACCUUGAAAACAGUGAAACAAGCCCCCAUACCCCAGAUAAGUAUAAUAUUGAUCGAGUUACAGCUGGUCUGAAUAGCACUCCAUCAUGUAGGCCAUGUAUUUAGUAAUUUAUCGUUAGCAUUAGUGCCAUGGCAAAGCAAGUUUACACAUUUUAACAGGAAACAGAUUAUAGCUUGCAUGAAUGAAAUUUUUUAGAUAUAUUCUUUUAUACUCUAUAUACUUUUAUAAAUUGGUUAUAUCUAAGUUUGUUUGUUUUCAAUAAACAAAUGAAAACUCA
This is a messenger RNA of Phyllostomus hastatus (greater spear-nosed bat), 3793 nucleotides long. RefSeq names its product ceruloplasmin (gene CP). The record is from RefSeq and is a predicted model, not a curated record. Gene Ontology annotation, molecular function: copper ion binding; oxidoreductase activity. NCBI's taxonomy places the organism in Eukaryota, Metazoa, Chordata, Mammalia, Chiroptera, Phyllostomidae. Gene Ontology annotation, biological process: iron ion transport. Gene Ontology annotation, cellular component: plasma membrane. The transcript is spliced from 20 exons. Bases 44 to 3331 code for a protein of 1095 amino acids.